AUGCCAGCCAAUGAGGACUCCCCACCAUGGUCCCCUGCUGAGGCUGCAGCAGGUCACCAAGAGGUGAGGACGGAACAGAUCCAGGGACAGGAAAGCAUUCAGCAAGGGAGGAUUGUGUUGUUACAGGUAUCAGUGUCAUUCCAGGAUGUGACUGUGGACUUCAGCAGGGAGGAGUGGCAGCACUUGGACCCUGCUCAGAGGCGGCUGUACCGGGAUGUGACACUGGAGAACUACAGUCACCUGCUCUCAGUGGGGUACCAAGUUCCCAAACCAGAUGCCAUCUUCAAGUUGGAGCAAGGAGAGGGGCCGUGGACUUUGGAGACGGAAGCUCCACAUCAGAGCUGUUCAGGUGAGUGAAAUGUUGUUAAAAUUCAACAACAGAGAUUUUCUAGAGACGUUUCAUUCCACCAUGAGAAACUUGAUCCACCAAUAAGAGAAGAUGUGUUGUGCUCCAUUUUAGAAGGACUGUGGCAAGAUAAUGACCAACUGGAACACUAUCAGGAAAACCAAAAGAACCCUUUAAGUAUUGUAAAAAUAUUGAUCAAGGAGAAGGGAUAUGAAUUUGAAAAACUAAUUCAUGUGACUACCAAGCUUGUUCCUUCAAUUAAAAAACUCCAUAACGGUGACACAAUUGGAAAGAAUUUGAAGCACUCUUUAAACUUACAUAAUCAUAAUGAAAGCAAUGCAACAAAUAACUUUGGUAAGGUUUUCGGAAAUGGCAACAGUUUCACCCAUAGCUUUUCCUCCAUUAAGAAUGAGACUACGAAUACAGUAGCAAAAGCUAUUGAACACAAUCAAUGUGAAAACCAUCUGGGCCACAAGCAAGCUCUCAUCCACCACGAGAACACCCAGACUGGGGAGAAACUUUAUGUAUGCACCGAAUGUGUAAAGGGCUUCACCCACAAGUCACAUCUCUUUGGACAUCAGAGAGUCCACGCUGGGGAAAAAUCCCACGAAUGCAACCAAAGCGAGAAAGUCCUCACUCAGAAGCCACAACUUGAUGGAGCUCAGCGAAUUUACCCAGGAGCAAAACCUCACCUAUGUACUCAGUGUGGGAAGGCUUUUACCCUCAAGUCAAAUCUCAUUACACAUCAGAAAAUUCAUACUGGGCAGAAACCCUAUAAAUGCAGUGAAUGUGGAAAAGCCUUUUUCCGGAAAUCAAAUCUCUUUAGACAUCUGAGAAGCCAUACGGGAGAAAAACCCUAUGAAUGCAAUGAAUGUGGAAAGGGCUUCUCCCAGCAUUCAGACCUCAGUAUACAUCAGAAAAUCCACACUGGAGAGAAACACUAUGAAUGCAGUGACUGUGGGAAAGCAUUCAGAAUAAAACCAGCACUGAGGAUGCAUCACAGAAUCCACACGGGAGAGAAACCUUAUGUGUGCACUGAGUGUGGGAAGGCCUUCAUCCAGAAAUCACACUUCAAUACCCAUCAGAGGAUUCACACUGGAGAAAAACCUUAUGAAUGCAGCGACUGUAGGAAAUCAUUCACCAAGAAGUCACAACUCCAUGUGCAUCAAAGAAUCCACACGGGAGAGAAACCCUAUAUAUGUACAGCGUGUGGAAAGGUCUUCAAUCACAGGACAAAUCUCACAACACAUCAGAAGACUCAUCCCGGAGAGAAACCCUAUGUGUGUGCUGAAUGUGGAAAGGCUUUUACUGAUCAGUCAAAUCUCAUUAAACACCAGAAAACUCACACUGGAGAGAAGCCUUAUAAAUGCAAUGGUUGUGGAAAGGCCUUCAUAUGGAAGUCACGCCUCAAAAUACAUCAGAAAUCUCAUAUUGGAGAGAGACACUUUGAAUGCAAGGAAUGUGGGAAAGCCUUUAUCCAGAAAUCCACACUAAGUGUGCAUCAGAGAAUCCAUACAGGAGAGAAACCCUACGUCUGUCCCGAAUGCGGGAAGGCCUUCAUCCAGAAGUCACACUUCAUUGCACAUCAUAGAAUUCAUACUGGAGAGAAGCCUUAUGAAUGCAGUGACUGUGGGAAGCGUUUCACUAAGAAGUCACAACUCCGUGUGCAUCAGAAGAUUCACACUGGGGAAAAACCCAAUCUAUGUGCUGAGUGUGGAAAGGCGUUCACUGACCGCUCAAAUCUCAUAACACACCAGAAAAUCCAUACUAGGGAGAAACCCUACAAAUGCAGUGACUGUGGGAAAACGUUCACCUGGAAGUCAUGCCUCAAUAUACAUCAGAAAUCUCAUACUGGAGAGAGACACUACAAAUGCAACAAGUGUGGGGAAGCUUUCAUCCAGAAAGCAACACUAAGUAUGCAUCAGAUAAUUCAUACAGGAAAGGAACCUUAUGCUUGCACAGAAUGUCAGAAAGCUUUCACUGACAGGUCAAAUCUCAUUAAACACCAGAAAACACACAGUGGAGAAAAACACUAUACAGACAGUGACUGAAAAAGCUUUUGCCUGGAAAUCACCAUUGGGUCUACAUUGGCUGUUUCAUGAUUAGGAAGAGGAAUGCCUUGUGCCACAAUCAUUGUGCAGGGGGGGAGUGGAGAUAGACUGUAGCUUGAGUGAACAGAAGGCAAACAAAGCCCAGUGUAUCUUUGGUUGUCUGGAGUAAGGAGUGCCUGCAUCAUCACAGUUGAUGUGCAGUUAUAUG
This is a messenger RNA of Lepus europaeus (European hare), 2605 nucleotides long. RefSeq names its product zinc finger protein 41 (gene ZNF41). The record is from RefSeq and is a predicted model, not a curated record. Lineage: Eukaryota; Metazoa; Chordata; Mammalia; Lagomorpha; Leporidae. Gene Ontology annotation, cellular component: nucleus. Gene Ontology annotation, molecular function: RNA polymerase II cis-regulatory region sequence-specific DNA binding; DNA-binding transcription activator activity, RNA polymerase II-specific. The transcript is spliced from 4 exons. Gene Ontology annotation, biological process: regulation of transcription by RNA polymerase II.